CGAGUCACAAUAGGCAGUAGUGAUCAAGAAGGAAAAAACCCGUCUUGGCUCUGUCUUGAAAGCAAUUCUAUUAAUUCCUGUGGAAAACGAUUUCCCGGAAAAUGCAGACUCCCGAUGACAUUCGGAACCUGCCCAUCGACAUCACAUUUUCUCGUCUCGGAGAAUGGUUGGUCGAUCGGAAGCGAAUUCCGGCUGAUUGGCGAAAACGCUUGGCGGCCAUAAGGGCUCGGAUUUCCAAGGAGUUCUCGGGGCUUCCUAAGGAUAUCGAUCCCUAUAUCCAAACCCUCGACGCCGAAGGGAUUGGUUACUUGGAGUCCAAAAAACUAUAUGAUAUUCUAUUAAAGUCAACUCCAGAAAGCCGGAAUAUAUUUGGUCGGCUAUCAGGUGCUGCUGGUUCUUGGGAGGCGAUUGUGCGUUCUUUUGAGAAGGAUCAUAUCUACCUUGGGGAGGCUGCUCAAAUAAUGGUUCAAAAUGUAAACUAUGAAAUACCAUAUCAGAAAAAACAGGUGCAAAAGAUCCAGCAACAACUAUCGGAGCUGGAGCGCAAGGAAGCCGAUAUAAAAAGAAGUUCAGCUCUAUCAGCAACUAAGUACGUUGAGGCUUGUCAAGAGCUUGGAUUGCAGGGAAAAGAUGUGAGAUUAGAACUUUUAGAGACAGCAAAAUCGCUUCCAAGCACAUUCAGCAGGAUUUUGGAAGCUAUAAAUAGUGAUUCUACAUCACAGGCUAUGGAGUACUACUACAGCUUUGUGAGAGAUGCUCACACAGAAAAGGAUAAAUCUUUGUCAAUUGUGUUACCUAACUUGAGGGACAUACGUGAACAUCCACCGUCUUUGCAUGUUUAUGUGGGCUCUGAGUUUGUUACCUCUGUGGAUACUCAAUCAAGCUCAGACCUUGUGAGAGGGAAUGUGGAUGUUGCUGCAGAUAAUAUUGACUGGGAUAUUUCAGUUGACAGUUCUCAGAUUGAUUGGGAUAUUGGUACCAUGGAAGAAACAGAUGAUAAUGGCAAUGGUUUGGGUCCUUACGAGAUUAUUACUGCCAGUGAUAUUUCGCAGAACUCUUCACCAAAUGAAGGUGUGGAAUCUGAUCAAACCUUAUUAGAUAAGGAAGGUGGUCUACACCCAGAAAUUACCGUGUCAGAGAUAUCUUGGGAUGUUAGUGUUGAGACCCCUCAAGUUGAUGUGAUUGAUGAUGUCAGCUUGCCAAAUGUAGGCCUGGACAACGAGACAUCUGUUUCAACUUUUUCAUCUCAAACACCACAAAUGAAGGAAGAGAGGAGCAAGCUUUUAGAGACAGAGUACAGGAACAAGAUUCUCGAUGAUCUGUAUGAGAUCAAAGCAUUUCUAAAUCAGAGAUUGGCAGAGUUAAAGAACGAAGAGACUUUGUCCUUUCAACAUCAAGUCCAGGCAGUUGCUCCAUACGUGCUGCAGCAGUACAGUCCUGAUGCCAUUGAGGCAAUGCUAUUGGAUCUUUCCUCAGCUAUUUCCUUGCUGACGAAUAGGAAAACAAGGGACUUGAUCAUGAUCCUCAACUCUAAAAGAUUUUUAGACAGACUGGUAACUACAUUAGAGGAAAAGAAGCAUCGCGAAGUUAAGUUAAAAGAGGGAUUGAUAGACUUGGCUACCAAACGCAUGGAGCUGCACAAUUCAUUAGCCUCUUCUUGGCCAAAGCAAGAAGCGGCUCUUUCAAAAACCAGAGAGUUGAAGAAGCUGUGCGAGGGUGCACUGUCCUCUAUGUUCGAAGGAAGGCCUGUUAAUAUUAUCGGUGAGAUCAACACCCUUUUGACUAGUGGCCUUGGGGCUUGAAUACUAAGAAGUUUAGCUUUUGGCAACAAUGAAACCUUCGGUUAGGAAGUGGAUAGAUCAACUGGCACUCCUUUGAUCGUUUCGAUAUUAAAAACUGAGAUAUUUUGAUGCUGAAUAA
Messenger RNA from Carya illinoinensis, 1920 nucleotides. RefSeq names its product CDK5RAP3-like protein. Gene Ontology annotation, cellular component: endomembrane system. Gene Ontology annotation, biological process: regulation of cyclin-dependent protein serine/threonine kinase activity; regulation of mitotic cell cycle. The coding region runs from base 102 to 1802 and encodes 566 amino acids. Lineage: Eukaryota; Viridiplantae; Streptophyta; Magnoliopsida; Fagales; Juglandaceae. The transcript is spliced from 10 exons. The record is from RefSeq and is a predicted model, not a curated record.